Molecule: messenger RNA, 981 nt
Organism: Diaporthe amygdali
Lineage: Eukaryota; Fungi; Ascomycota; Sordariomycetes; Diaporthales; Diaporthaceae
Exons: 1
Coding region: 1-981 (326 amino acids)
Molecular function (GO): hydrolase activity
Source: RefSeq, a predicted model, not a curated record
AUGGGCCUCCUUCAGUGGCUCAGUCUCCGCAGAUCAAGCAAAUGGGAGUCACCCACCAUUAUCGACCACCUACUGUCUUCUCCCCUACAGUUCAUCAUCACUUACAUCUACCAUCUCAUCCUCCUCUUUCGCGGCAAACCCUUCAGACCCCCCAGGGAUAAACCACCCAUCAAGGUCGUUUGUCUGUCUGAUACGCAUGACCAAAUUGUUCACAAUGUCCCAGAUGGUGAUCUCUUACUCCACGCCGGAGACCUGACCAACUCUGGCUCGGCCGACGAUAUCCAGAAGCAGGUCGAUUGGCUGGCUUCUCUGCCCCACCUCCACAAGGUUAUCAUCGCAGGGAAUCAUGACAGCUGGUGCGAUGUCAGGGCACGGCUGGCCCAGGACAAGAAGGAGGCAAAGAGGGUCGACUUCAGAGGCUUGCACUACCUUCAAGACAGCACUGUCACCCUGGACUUCCACAACGGGAGAAAAUUAAAUGUCUAUGGUGCCGCUGACAUUCCCAUAUGCGGAGGCCGCGACUUUGCCUUUCAGUACCCCGCCGACAAAAGCCCAUGGAGAGGUAGGAUUCCCAUCGAGACCGACAUCUUGGUUACGCAUACGCCACCACGCUCUCAUCGCGACCUGGGUCUAGGCUGUCCGGGGCUGCUGGAGGAGCUAUGGAGGGUCAAGCCCAGGUUGCACGUGUUUGGUCAUAUUCAUUGCGGGCGUGGUCAGGAAAGCGUCUACUUUGACGAGUGUCAGAGGGCCUACGAGACGCUCAUGUCCAGCAGUCCACGUGGACCAAUCUUUGACGCGAUCCCAAGCAGUGACUGGAUCAAUGCGCUAAAGGUCAUAUAUUACGGUGUGAAUGCCAUUGCAUUCAAGUAUCUCAUGCUCGGCCCUGGCUCGAAUAACUCGAGCCUCAUGGUCAACGCUGGCUGCAUGCAAGGAAACACGGGCAAAUUAUGUAAGAGCCCGGCUCAGGUCGUGGAGCUAUGA